CUAUGACACACGUCACACCACACUGUCCUGUCACACAUGCCAAACCACAACAACAUACAAAUUAAGAAGCGAUUUUCGGAUUUUGCUCUUUUUCUCAAUUUCUUUUCUCUAUAAUUUAUAAUUUUGUGAAUUUUCUCCUCACAAACCACCCCAUAAAAUAAAAUGGCAGCAGUCGUCAGAAUUAAACGUCGUCUAGAUGAAGACCCUUUGGAAAGUUUAGUGUUAAAUUGCAAACGAAAAAAAUCCAAUGGAAGCAAACAAUCCGAGGAACACGAAGACUUAUCAGCAGUCCUCAAAUUGGCCGGGACUUCGCAAAAAGAAGAAAACAUUGAAGCUCUUCUAAGAAAACACCGUGUUGGAGACGCAGCCGAGCUUAAAGAACAAUUCAAAAAGCAUCCGGUGAAUAUCAGCGACAAAAUCCGGGCAGACUUGAAGGAAUCUUCAAAAAACAACCGCUACAAAAUUGUGAAUUGCUUCAGGAAAACUUUAAAUAGCGAAGAUAAUGAGCCUCAAGCCAGCUGUUCCAGUGCCUCAGAAGUCACAGUAUUCGAUGUGGAGACUGAUCACAAUAGCAACGAACCUGCUACAGUUAACCAGGAACCCAGUAUGAAAUACGUUUACGACUUUUAUUAUACCAAUUCUGAUGAUUUUGGCGAAGCUGAUAUUGCUGAAUAUGUUAGUGUUUAUCCGGUAAACGAUCCUCUAGUCUUUGGUUCAAUAAGAGACAACGGGUUGUUGGAUAAUGAUUCUGAUGACGAGAGUGAAGAUUCUAAUGCUGAAAAUUAUUGGAAGAAUGAUUAUCCGGAUGAAGAGGAUUUGGAGAGUGUCAAUGAAGAUGAUAUGAUUGAAGCUGUAAAAAACUUAAAAAUGGAUGAAGAUCUCCUCUCCAGCGAUUCAGAUGCAGAAAAUUUGAUAUACAGCAGAGAGGAGGAGGACUUUCAACAGGCCAAUAUCGAUAAAGAGGACGAAUUGAGGUUUGGCCAAAAAUAUGCCGUUUUUAAAUCCAAAAAUAAAAACGUUGAAACAACAGGCCUGGCUAACGAUUUCUAUUGUGGAGACAUUGAUGAAGAAGAAUAUUAUUAUUAAGUUUUAGAAAAUAAGUAAGUAAAAUAACAUUUUUAAAAUAUUAUUUUUUUUUUGUAAUUAAAAGCAAGUAAAUAAUUACGAUUUAUUAUUA
This is a messenger RNA of Ceutorhynchus assimilis (cabbage seed weevil), 1177 nucleotides long. The record is from the annotation of a GenBank genome assembly. Lineage: Eukaryota; Metazoa; Arthropoda; Insecta; Coleoptera; Curculionidae.